This is a messenger RNA of Scatophagus argus, 1229 nucleotides long. It is a transcript of the gene smim22, whose product is annotated as small integral membrane protein 22. Gene Ontology annotation, biological process: regulation of cell population proliferation. The coding region runs from base 212 to 460 and encodes 82 amino acids. The transcript is spliced from 4 exons. The record is from RefSeq and is a predicted model, not a curated record. Lineage: Eukaryota; Metazoa; Chordata; Actinopteri; Scatophagidae.
UUUGGGCUUUUCCUUUCCGUCAGUCUGCACCGUGUCGUGAUGACUGGGGAGGCCAUCAUAAGAGCACUGGGCGACAGUUUGUUUUCAAACGAGCGGAGACGGGUGGAGUUCACUAAGUGCGUCACUAACAGGUGAGUUAUGUCGACCUUAGUACCCGGAAGGAAAAAGACAAAAAAGACAACAAGCGACUCCGGUUACAGCAGACAGAGCAAUGGAGCAGAGGAACCUGGCACAGGAUUUUGAGAAUCAGUUCAAUGAUGUGGUUUCCAGACUGCAGUCCAAGCAGUUCUUCCAGUCGGACUGGGACAUUGCCUCUUUUGCGCUGUUCUUCAUCUUCAUCGGUGUGGUUCUGCUACUGGUCAUCCUGGUCCUCAUCCGCUGUUGCUGCUGCUGCUGCUGUGAUGAGGAGAAGCCUCGAAGACGGAGGGUUGGAAUAGAGAACAUGGCUCUCGAGCGCUGACAGCUCAACUGCACUGAUUAAGUAUUGUGAAGGUCGAUGAAGCACCGAUCACCACUCUGUAACCACACUGAAUCUUCCUGCACAGAAUCAUUUGUCGGUCACCGGCUCUUUGCCACACACUUAUGGAAAUUUACCGCACGUGAUCUUGUCGAUGUGGGGCUUAUUGCUAGGAUACCACAGAGGAGCUGGAAAACCGUGUGUGUUUUUAAUGCCUCUGUAGAUUUCAAUGUCACUUCCUCUUCUUUUAUAUUCACUUUGAAGGUUUUACUAAAUAACAAAUACAUAAAAGCAAUAAAAAGUGUGAAUUUUGCUCUCCUUUUAUGUAUUUUCUUCUCAUCAUGCUGUGUUCAUUUUAUGGAGCUCUUUUCUCACCAAAGAGACACAGAGAUGUUUGUAGAGAACAGAGUACAGAAGUAGACAGAUGUGCUGGUGUUGUUCAGGACAGGAGACUCGGUCCCAGCUGGAUCACUAAGAGCUAUAAACUGCUCCCGCCCAAACACAUCUCCAUGUGACACACAGAUCACCAUUUGAAAGGCCCUUAUAAAGUCCCUCAUGUGAUUUCCUGCUCUGCAGAAAUGUGUCCCUUUUGUGGAUUCAGAACAGUUUUGUAAUAUUGUUCUGCCUGCUGCAGGUUGGUUUAAAAGCUCCGUAGUGUUGAUGCAAACCUGAGGUACAUGUCCAUGGAAAGUCUUUAAUGGUGAAUCGACAGAAAAAAGAUGUAAAACAUAUGAAUAACCAAAUAAUUAAUAAAGAAAUUAUUAAAACUCCA